This is a messenger RNA of Centropristis striata (black sea bass), 1250 nucleotides long. RefSeq names its product methylsterol monooxygenase 1 (gene msmo1). The record is from RefSeq and is a predicted model, not a curated record. The transcript is spliced from 6 exons. Lineage: Eukaryota; Metazoa; Chordata; Actinopteri; Perciformes; Serranidae. Gene Ontology annotation, molecular function: C-4 methylsterol oxidase activity; iron ion binding. Gene Ontology annotation, biological process: sterol biosynthetic process. Bases 94 to 969 code for a protein of 291 amino acids.
GUACUUCACCCUGCCGGCCGCCUUUCCCAGGUAGACGGGACGGACCGCGGAAAGUCUUCUCUCCAGACCUGCAGUCACCUCACGUUGUCCAUCAUGGCGGUGAAUGGCUCGGCAGACAUCCUGACCUCUGCCUACCUGGCGGCGGAGUACGUAGAUGCGGUGCUGCCUGAAAACCCCCUGCAGCCCUCUCUGAAACACGCCUGGGGCUACAUGAUGGACAACUACACCAAGUUCCAGAUCGCCACCUGGGGGUCGCUCAUCGUCCACGAGUUCAUCUACUUCCUGUUCUGCCUGCCCGGUUUCCUCUUCCAGUUCAUGCCUUUCAUGCAGAAAUACAAGAUCCAGCAGGACAAGCCAGAGACGUGGGAGAAACAGUGGAGAUGUUUCAAGAUGCUUCUGUUCAACCACUUCUGUAUCCAGCUGCCGUUGAUCUGUGGGACUUACUACUUCACUGAAUUCUUCAACAUCCCUUAUGACUGGGACUCCAUGCCCCGCUGGCCGUACGUCCUGGCUCAGUGCUUCGGCUGCGCUGUUGUUGAAGACACCUGGCACUACUUCCUGCACCGCCUGCUGCAUCACCGCAGGAUCUACAAAUACAUCCACAAAGUCCACCACGAGUUCACAGCUCCGUUCGGGAUGCAGGCAGAGUACGCUCACCCUGCAGAGACUCUCAUCCUGGGCGCUGGUUUCUUCAUCGGCAUCAUGAUCUUCUGUAACCACGUCUUCUUCCUGUGGGCCUGGGUGUCCUUCCGCCUGCUGGAGACGAUCGAUGUCCACAGCGGCUACGACAUCCCUCUGAACCCGCUCCACCUGAUCCCGUUCUACGCCGGCACCCGUUUCCAUGACUUCCACCACAUGAACUUCGUGGGGAACUACGCCUCCACCUUCACCUGGUGGGACAAGGUGCUGAAGACGGACAACCAGUACAACAAGUACAUGCAGAAACAGGGAGACAAGAAGGAGCAGUAAAGCUCUCUGUUCCUCCUCUGGCCUCCUCUAGCAGGAGGCGGGGAGUCCUACAGACACACAGACACUGCUGCUGUUACUCUCACACACACUAAAAGUGUGCUGGUUUGUAAAUUGGACUGCAGAUCUUUUGUGCCUUUCUGAAAAAUAAGUAUUUUUCUGCCGGCUGAAUAAAAAACCAUCAACAUCCUCAUUUUAAUUUGUUUUUCUGCUUUGUCACUGAAUGAAAAAAACAGUUUGUACCGUUUUACUUUCUUGUGAGUUGCUUUCGUUUACCUCUGAAU